AUGAAUUCAAUAGAGCCAAUUUUCAACACUGCGAUACGCUUUCUUUUCAUCCUAGGAGGCCACUUGAAUCCGGCCGCUCAGAGGCCACCUGCUUUGUUUCAGGUACACUGUCGAUCACUAUUUUGGAUAGCGUACGUGAUGGACAACGAACUUUGCCUAAGGACAUGUCGGCCGCCAGCAAUUUGCGUUGAUUACUGCGACUUGACUUUCCCGAGUACAAGCGAAAUUGCUAUCGAAUUCUGCGUUGCCGAUCUAAAGAUCCCAUCCAUCCAGAUACUUCCUUACUUUUUUCCCACCGACCUGAGGCUGGCUUCAAUUCAAUCCAGAAUUAGCAAGGCGCUCCAUUCUCCUCAAGCAGCAUCGAAAUCAGAUGCGGAAAUUUUGAAGACAAUUCGCGAAUUGGAUGAGGCAAUUGAUGACUGGUACAAAAACCUGCAUCUAUCAUAUGACCACUCAACCGUCCCCGCCCAAGAUAUAAUGACCCGAGAGGAGGCCUUCGGGUCUCAAUUCAUGCUACAUAUUCAGCAUAAAUACUGCAUUGUUGCUGUUCAUCAAAUGAGCACCGGGUGUCGGGCAUGGAUUGCCGAUACAAGCAGCCAAGCCUUAGGCAUAAGGUUGAGCUUAGAGGUUGCGGCUAACGCAAGCCGUGGUCUACUUGAACAAUUCCUCGGUGUAAAGGCCUUAUUUCAACAAGGUGGAUUCUGGUAA
This is a messenger RNA of Penicillium manginii, 708 nucleotides long. Its product is annotated as fungal specific transcription factor domain-containing protein. The transcript has a single exon. Gene Ontology annotation, biological process: DNA-templated transcription. Lineage: Eukaryota; Fungi; Ascomycota; Eurotiomycetes; Eurotiales; Aspergillaceae. Bases 1 to 708 code for a protein of 235 amino acids. The record is from RefSeq and is a predicted model, not a curated record. Gene Ontology annotation, molecular function: DNA binding; zinc ion binding.